AUGACCAAAGUCACUGUUUUGGGAGCCGCUGGAGGCAUCGGACAACCGCUAUCGCUACUCUUGAAAAUGUCGCCAUACGUUUCCACGUUGGCGCUGUACGACUUGCGUUUGGCGCCCGGAGUAGCUCGCGAUUUGUCGCACAUCAAUACCAACUCUACGUGUAAAGGGUACGGCAAAGACGAACUGCAAGCGGCUUUAGAAGGUGCCCAUGUUGUGGUGAUUCCAGCCGGCGUUCCUAGAAAACCCGGAAUGACCCGGGACGAUCUUCUCAAAGUCAACGCAGGCAUCGUGGCAGGCCUUGUAACUGCAUGUGCGCGUUUUGCGCCCAACGCCCGGAUUUUGAUCAUUUCCAAUCCUGUAAAUUCCACAGUGCCGGUAGCGUGUGAAACCCUUAAACAAUUGGGCGCUUUCCAGCCGGGGAAAGUGAUGGGUGUCACAACACUGGACGUUGUCCGGGCACAAACCUUUUUGAGUGAUGCUUUGGGUGCUGACAGUUACAGUCGUGAGUCCAUGAAAAAGCAUGUAACCGUGGUGGGUGGCCAUUCAGGGUCAACGAUUGUGCCUUUGAUUGCCAACUCCACUUUGCGUGCCAAGCUUGUAAGUCGUCGUGUAUAUGAUGCAUACAUCCACCGUGUGCAAUUUGGCGGUGACGAGGUGGUCGAAGCCAAACAAGGCGCUGGAUCGGCAACAUUAUCGAUGGCCUUGGCUGGAUUCCAGUUUACAGAUCAGGUGCUGCGUAGUAUCCAUUUAGAGAAACCAGACCCUGCUCCAUUGCCUGCGUUUGUGUAUUUGCCGGGCAUUGAAGGUGGUCGCGAGCUACAAUCGAAAUUAAACACGCAAGCGGAGUAUUUUGCUACGCCAAUUGAACUAUCACGCGGGGACGUGGCUCGUGUUGACGCGAAAUGGCUAGAUUCUUUAACCGAUGCGGAGAAAAAAUCAUUGGCAGUGUGUCUCGGCGAACUUGACACCAAUAUUCAAAAGGGUCGUCGGUUUGUGAAGAGUAAAUUGUGA
Molecule: messenger RNA, 1011 nt
Organism: Lachancea lanzarotensis
Lineage: Eukaryota; Fungi; Ascomycota; Saccharomycetes; Saccharomycetales; Saccharomycetaceae
Gene: MDH3
Product: LALA0S02e04566g1_1
Exons: 1
Coding region: 1-1011 (336 amino acids)
Biological process (GO): tricarboxylic acid cycle; malate metabolic process
Cellular component (GO): mitochondrion; cytoplasm
Molecular function (GO): L-malate dehydrogenase (NAD+) activity
Source: RefSeq, a predicted model, not a curated record